CGGAAUCUGCACUUUUGAACAGCCCAAAGGGCCAAUCGGUAGACCAACAGUAUCAUCAACAACAACAGCAUCAACAACCAGCGUAUAAUCUCGAAGACCCGGAGUUAACGAAAAUUGUCAUCAACCAGUUGUCUAUAUUGAUUACCACGGCUACUGGAGAAACACUUGAUUCUCAUUAUUCACAGAUCCGCUUUAUUCUCGAUAAACAGGCUCACAAUCCGAUUGUCCUCAACAACUACUACGAGAAACUCGUCAAUUUCAUCCGUCUCCAAUCCCCUGACAGCCUCCAGCUUCUCCCUGUAGAAAGACUCUUUCAGAAGGAAUUAGAUCACGUAGCCAGAGACCUCAACUAUCUUGAACUUUUAUUCCUACACUUAACUAAGCUCUUUCACGCAGACUUUGACAUCAUUGCCUUUGUCACUAAGUUCGAAGUCGAUCUAAUUUUAUCCUUCAUAAUCCUUAUCAAUUUUCAAUCUCUAAACUUUGAUUCGGCCAAGAAGUUCAUCCAGGACAACGCGUUUAAGCUUCUCACUUUCAUUAAGUCAAGAGAGUUUCCACCCAACUAUAAGUGGACCAUCGUUCUUGACUACAUCUUAAACACCCCUUUCUUCCCUUUAACUCAUAAGCUCUUGACUCUCAGCUCACUCAAGGCUUUCAAAUCUACCAUUGAACCCAUCAACCGUUUCUACCAGUCCAUUCUAGACAUGUCCUUCAAAGAAUUGUUAUCAGAAAUCGGUCCGGAAAACAUAUUGCCCGAUAAGUUGUUACCGGCUUUACUCCAAAUUAAACCUAAUGAGGUAGACCAAAGUGUAGCCUUGCUCUUGUCGGAGAUCUUGAUCCCAGGAUCUCAGGGCUUGCCUUCUAGCUUGACGUUUGUGAAUAACCUACCUGAAGCCAACGCUAAAGGUGCUCAAUUACAAGCCUGCUUCCGUUCUAUAGAAGGAACAAAUAAUUUCGCCAUAAAUUGGUACGAAGUUUUCUCGCAUGUGCAUCAGAACUUGUUUGAUUCGCAGCAGAGGAAUAUCCAGCCUACUGUCACUAGCAUUACGCAGAUCUUGUCGUCAUUGGACUUCAAAGAAGGUCUAAUUGAUAUCUUCUUGAACUACGAGUGGUGGUUCAACAAGACAUUAUUGUAUUUGUUGCAGACCAUGGAUCCCCAGCAAGGUGCUUAUGAUAUCACUUUACUGAAGAACGUAUCAUUUUGCUUCGAAGACGAUAAAAACUCGCAGUCUACUCCACAACAAGCAUCUGCUAGGAGAAACAUCUUGAAGUUUGUCAGUAUUGGUAAGCUAGAGCUUCUGGUGUUGACCAAGAUUCAACAACAACAACUGCAACAGCUUAGUGAACCAGAGCGAAAGUUGAAUCUUUAUUUGAACCAUCUCUUUGAACACGACUACAGAAGCUUUCCAGAAUACUUAAUUGCUGCUGCUCUCACUUUGCCAGAGAAAACGCAAUUCCUCAACGACCUUGUUGAUACUUUAUUCACUUUGUUGAACGAUAGCGAUAGCCCAGCCUUGGAAAAGGUAAUCUUGAAGUUCAAGGAAUUGAGUCCUAAUUUGGCUGCUUCAAAGUUGGUAAACUACUACAACUCCAAGAAGACUAUUGAUUCGAUCGGAAAGAUACUAGAUGUCGCCUCUUCUGUGGGAUUGCUUGACACUGUGGUGAAUGAAGCAUGGAACGCAGAUGCCAAAAUUGGUAUGAAAUUCUUGAUUGAAUCGACUCUCCAUGACUUCGACUACAAAUCGUUCUUCGAUGCCAAACUCGGAGAACCAAAUCGAAAAGCAACAGUCUACCAAGCUUUGCUCGAGUCUUUAGAAGAAAGAGCGCAGAGGGACUAUGACAAGGGCCAAGCCGCGAGCGGCUCUGCAGCUACUCCUGGUCAAACACCUGUAGACCCUACUAAGUUAUUGAAGAUUCCUUUUGUGUACAGUUUUUUGGAGAAGUUGAAGAGCAACGGUGGAUUAGUAGACUCAGAACAAUUGAAGAAUCUUCAGUUGCUCCUUUUAACAACGUAUCCCAGAUUGAUCAACUUUGGUAAUGGUCACGACGAGACGAUUUUGGCGAACGCUGAAAACUCAAAUUUCUUCCCUCCUGACGUAGAACAGGAAAUGAAAUCGUAUUAUUCCAAGAUGUACAAUAAGGAAACGGAAAUCAAGGAUAUUGUAGACAUGCUCGUGAGAAUGAAGGCCAGCGACGAUCCUCACCAGCAAGACGUCUUUGCUUGUAUGAUUCACUCUUUACUUGAUGAAUACAGAUUCUUCUCUGAGUAUCCUUUGUCAGCUUUGGCAUCAACCUCAUUACUUUUUGGUGCUCUUUUGGAGAAGGACUUGAUUCAGGGUACCACUUUGACGGUGGCUUUGAACUUCAUCUGGGAAUCUUGUAACCAACCGCAGGACUCCCAUUUAUUCAAGUUUGCAGUUCAAUCAUUGUACAACUUCAAGUCCAGAUUACAUGAGUAUCCUAUUUAUUGUAAGCACUUAUUGGAGUGCCGUUCGUUAUCUGCACAUGCUAAGAUGUACCAGAUUGUUAAGGAUGCCGCCAACGGUAUUCCAUGUGGCCAGACUGUUACGUCGACUCCCGAAGUUGGUCCAAGAUACCAGUCAAUAACUGUUUCUGACAAGACUAUUGGCUUUGUCAAACAAGAAGAACCACCAGAAACAAUCUCGGACAAGUUGCUUUUCUUUGUCAACAACAUGACAGAAGACAACUUAAAGGUUUCUGAAGUGAAGGACUUAUUAACUGAGAAUUACUUUGCCUGGUUUUCCAACUACUUAGUGGUGGACAGGGCCAAAGCUGAGCCGAACAACCAAGGUUUGUAUGCUACUUUGAUUGAAGAAAUUGACGAGCCUAUUCUCUUGGAGUAUGUUUUAAACGUCUCUCUUAAGGAAGUUGAACGUUUAAUUAGAAAUGCCAAGGAUGCCAGGAACGAACGAAACCAAUUGAAGAAUUUGGGGCAAUGGCUAGGUAAAAUUACUUUGGCUAACGACAAGCCUUUGAGAAGAGACCAGAUUGCCUUGAAAUUCUUGUUAGUUGAAGCUUAUGACUUCAAGUCGUUACCAUUGAUUAUUCCAUUUGUUUGUAAGAUUUUGGAUCAAGCUCAGUACUCAAAAGUUUUCAGACCACCCAAUCCAUGGGUCUUGGGUAUCAUCAAAGUUUUAGCAGAACUUUACAAGACUGCUGAUUUGACUCUCAACCUUAAAUUUGAAGUCGAAGUGUUACUUAAUUCUUUCAAGAUGAAGAUUAGUGACGUCGAGCCUUCUACCUUGAUUGAAGUACACAAUCCAAAUCCAGCCUCAUUGGCUGCAAUGUUCGGUAUUCAUCCGGAGACGGUGACAUUGGCCAAUGACAUUUCCAGGUUGAGCUUAGAAGGAGCACAUCCUUUGGAGCAAUUACAGCCCCGUCAAUUCCCGGCAGCUCUUACUCAACAGGUUGUGCAAGACUCACUUCCACCCCAGUCUGCUCUUCUUCCUCAGCUUCAACCUGCCUUCAAGGACCAACCUCCUCAACAACAACAAGCUCAGCAACAGGACACUGGAUUGGAUACUAGUUUCAGCAACUUGAUUGGAAACAGUAUUUAUACCCAACACGCUAAUUUGAGAAGAGCCUUCCAAGCUUCUUUAUCUAGAGCCGUCCGUGAAUGUGCUGUUCCAAUCUUGAGCAGAGUCUCUGAAGCUGUUUUGACAACAACCGAAUCCCUUAUCAAUAAGGAUUUCGCUACCGAGAGAGAUGCUUUCAAGUUUAGGAGAAGCUACCAGAACAUGGCACAACAGUUGUCCCAUAGUAUGGUGUUGUGCAGUGGGCGUAAGCUUUUGGCUGAGACUAUUGAAGCAACUAUGUUGCAGUUGUUAGGUAACAACGCUCUGGAAUUGCCUUUAGAGGAGUUGAAUGCAGCCAUCCAAGCCAAUGUCGGAUUGUGCGUAGAAAUAGUUGAUAAGAUUGCUUCUGAUAACAUCGCAGAAUUGAUCGAUGAGAGAAUGCAAAGAUUUGUUCAAGCCCGUGAACAGCACAAUGCUGCUGAGCCAUAUUUCGAUUCCACAGGGAAUGAGUAUUCAUUGCAAUUACCAGAACCUCUUGGUUUAAGCAAGGAAGGUCUUAGUGCCAACCAGCUUAGUAUAUACGAGACUUUUGGCAGUGGUAGCAGUACUGAAGUCACACCUCCACAGCCAGAAGUGUCUUUGUCGCAGCCAACUGCUGUUGUACAAGAAGACUCUAUUCCUGUUGACCAGCUCUUCACGGCAAUUACUCAAAGCUGUGAAAAGGCUAUCCAAUUGUUGUCGGACGUGACCGAAACCAAAUUGUCAGACUUGAGCCCAAGCCACCCGAUUAUGCAAUCUUUAACUCAAGCACUUGGUAUUGCGCAGGCAAAUGCCAUCAAGUACCCAGAAUUAUUGUUGAAGGCAGCGCAGUAUGCUGUGAACUGUCUUUUCACUCAAGUUCAUGAUAACCCAAUGUGUAAUGAGAUCUACGUCGUCUUUUUGGACAAGCUCUGUGAGUACUCUCCUUCCACGGCCAAGGAUGUCACUUGGUGGUUGGUUCACUCUUCUGACCAGAGAAAGUUCAAUAUGCCUGUUAUAUUCUCUUUGUUGAAGGUUCAAUUGGUUCUGCCUACUAAACUUGAUUCAUCUAUUGGUAGACUCAUCAACGAAUCCAACAAUCCCGUUGUGGUCAAAUUUGCUGCCACUUUGCUCUUGAAUGUCUACAGUUCGACUGAAUUAAGACCAAUAGCUUUGAGAUCUGAAUUCGGCUUUACCUUAGACGCCUUGAACAAAUACGCAGGAGAUGAUGCUACUGAAGAAGACAAACAGGCUAAGUUGGCUCGUGACAACUUAAUUGAGUUGUUGAACAGGCCAACUGCUCCUGUUUCAAACCAGCUCUACAGUCAGUUAGGCUAUGUAUUUGCUGAAUGGGUUAAGUUAUUGACUCAUGGUGAAAAGUCUCAGGACCUUGAAGAACAAUUUAUUAAAGGAAUGUUGGAUACUGAAAUUUUGACUGAUCCUACUUAUUUCCAGGUUUUCUUUAAGGCUGCCAUUGAGAUCUCAGUAGCUGCAUUUGCAGCUGAACAUGAGAUCAGAUCCAGAACACUUCGGGAAUCCUACUUGGCAGUCGAUACUCUUGCGAUGUUGAUUGUGAGAAUUGUAUCUCAAUUCGAUGAAAAUGAAGAAGCUAUUGAUUACUUGAAGAAGAUUAUUAGUGUUAUCCUCUUGGUCUUGGCAAACGACCACGAGACUGCUAAGGCCAAUUGGAAUGAAAGAGCAUACUUCAGGUUCUUCUCAUCUUUGUUAUCUUCCUGGACUGAUUUGACUAGUGUAGAAGGUAGCGAGUUAAGUGCAGAAUUGAAUCAAGAAUUCUACCUUUACAUUGGUGAAGUUUUCAAUGCUCUCCAGCCAAUAAUUUAUCCUGGUCUCACUUUUGCAUGGGUUUCGUUGAUUGCACAUCGUCUGUUCUUGCCCAAGUUGCUAGAAUUGCCUGAUGGAGCUGGCUAUCAAACCGCUGUCAAGUUAUUGUCGGAUUUGCUUAAGUUCCAAUGCGUUUAUGGAAAAGAUUCCAAUCAUGAUGUUGUUAAUGUCAUUUUCAAGGCACUCAACCGUAUCUUCACUGGUUUGCUUCAUGAUUAUCCGGACUUCUUGGUUGAAUGCCACUACCAAUUGGUCACUGCAAUCCCAAAGGGCUACACGCAAUUGAAGAACAUUGUUCUCUCUGCUACUCCUGCUAGUGUAUCGGUACCAGACCCUUUCACCAGAGGUCUCAAGGUUGAAAGAUUGCCAGAAAUCAACGAUUCUCCAGUUGUAGCUUAUAAGCCGGUAGACGAUUUGUCGAAGGUUGGCUUGAAAAAGCCGGUAGACAAUUUCCUCCGUAUUCCAGCGCCAGCUUUGAUGAGAACUAUUUAUGGAGGUAUUAAAUUAAACCAUCCUAAGGAAAUCAGCGAAUCAGAAGUGGUUCACUACAACGUCAAGUUGGUCAAUGCUUUAGUGUUGCAUGUUGGUAUAUCAGCUGUAGCCGACAGAUUGCCCAAUAAUGUCAGAGGUUUCAAUACGAAGUCGUCACAAGUAGCAUUGUUGGUUGAUUUGAUGAAUCAAGGCUCUCUGGAGUUCAAAUUCCAUUUGAUUAAUGCCAUUGCCAACCAAUUGCGGUACCCUAAUAGCCAUACUCAUUGGUUUAUUGGUAUUAUAUUGCAUUUCUUUUCAUCCAACUCCAUCUGGGGAACUGCUGCUGCCAAAGCUACUAUUCAAGAGUUGAUCACGAGAGUGUUGUUGGAGAGAAGAAUUGUGAACAAACCUCAUCCAUGGGGCUUGACUAUUGUCUUUACCGAAUUGGUGAAGAAUGGCGACUAUGGUUUCUUUGACUUGCCCUUUGUCCAAGACACCACGCCAGAAUUGAAGAAUAUCUUUGACUCUUUGUCGAAGAAUGUCAAGGGCUCGACUCCUACUUCUGAGAAUUGAGCUGUGUAUAUUAGUAUGUAGAAUAAUAGAAGUAAUG
Scheffersomyces stipitis CBS 6054 is the source of this 6477-nucleotide messenger RNA. RefSeq names its product CCR4-NOT core subunit (gene CDC39). Gene Ontology annotation, molecular function: molecular adaptor activity. The record is from RefSeq and is a predicted model, not a curated record. The transcript has a single exon. Lineage: Eukaryota; Fungi; Ascomycota; Pichiomycetes; Serinales; Debaryomycetaceae. The coding region runs from base 705 to 6440 and encodes 1911 amino acids. Gene Ontology annotation, biological process: nuclear-transcribed mRNA catabolic process, deadenylation-dependent decay. Gene Ontology annotation, cellular component: P-body; CCR4-NOT core complex.